UAAACGUUUCUAGAAUCCGUUUUCCACCACCUCGUUACCGCGAACAAUUUGCAACACCGCAGUUCUGCAAACGGCCUCAGAUCAUCCGACAACCAUGGCAGCCAGCCACCACAUGGCCGACAUGGAGCUGUUCAACGUUGAGGCCGACAUGGCCUCCUUCCUCAACGACCUGAGCAACGAAGAUCUUGAUUCUUUUGCAGAGUUGCAAGAUCCCACGAACGAUGACCAGUUCGAAUUAUACGUCUACACCUGCUUCCUCGUCUCCAAGAAGUCAGGUUCAAUGGGACACCUCGAACAAGCUAUUCAGCAAGCAGAAAGAUGGGUUGCAGUUACACCUACAGACCAUUCGGAUCGCACCCGGCGAAGCCAUAUUCAUGAGAUGAUGUUGGCCUGGGGAUACCAAAUUAGGUUCGCCUCAGAAGACAUUGUGGCUACAAAUCUGGGAGAUGACCGAAGAACAGACCAAGAGCCAGUAGUUAACGAAACCGGCAUCCAAACACGUCAUUUAAGCAGUCAAGCGGUAAGACUAGCGAAGAGUUACGAGCAAAUCGGCCACCUCGAAGAUUUGAAAGAGGCCAUUAAGAUUAUGGAACAGGUAUUAGAGCUAGGAGGAGCAUAUAUCGAACCCGAUAUGUUAAGCAACCUAGGGGCGAUGCUUGGUUUGCAGUUCAUACGGAUAGGUUCGAUAGACGACCUCAACCGGGCCGUCGAUGUUACCAGUACAGCAGUAGACGCCACAUCUCAAGACCACCCCAACCGAGUUACUAUAUUCAACAACCUUGGAAUCUGGCUUGAUACGCGAUUCCGCCGGACCGGUUCGAUAGACGACCUCAACCGUGCCGUCGACAUUACUAGUAUAGCAGUAGACGCCACACCUCAAGACCACUCCGAUCGAGCUAGCCUGUUGAAUAACCUUGGAACCUAGACGACCUCAACCGUGCCGUCGAUGUUACUAGUGUCACAACCAGGGCAAGGCAUUGAGGUGAACUCAGUCCAUUGGGUGCUAUCGACGAAGAUUCUAAACUGAGGAAGGAAAGAAGGAAAAGUCCAACGACGCGUC
Molecule: messenger RNA, 1060 nt
Organism: Lasiosphaeria miniovina
Lineage: Eukaryota; Fungi; Ascomycota; Sordariomycetes; Sordariales; Lasiosphaeriaceae
Exons: 2
Coding region: 95-925 (276 amino acids)
Molecular function (GO): protein binding
Source: RefSeq, a predicted model, not a curated record